CUAAAUUUGGACGUACCUCCAGUCGACGGCCGACAGUCAAUAGUCACGGGCUCGGUGUGCUCAAAGCGACAAAAUGCGUACGAUAGUGUCCAGUUUGUGCGUUAUUCUUCUGUGCGGUGUCGUAGUGAAUGGCUCAUUACAUGAUGAGUUUGACAGUGAUAAACGCUACCAUCCAAGGCUUCCCGAUGAGAACGUUCCCGUCAAAGCAUCCCGAAACGCCGAACAGGAGCAAACAAUCGAGUACUGGAGAAGCCAGGCAAAGGCAACGGUGGAAAAGCAUGUGACACGAAAGGAGAACACCAACAUCGCCAAGAAUGUCAUCAUGUUCCUGGGUGAUGGAAUGUCCAUCGCUACCGUUGCGCUGGCAAGAAUUCAUGCCGGUGGUGAGGAGACUCCACUGUCCUUCGAAGAGUUUCCGUACGUAGGUAUGGCGAAGACGUACUGCGUUGACUACCAAGUGCCCGAUUCGGCCUGCACAGCCACCGCCUACUUGACCGGUGUCAAGGCUAACAUGGAUACGAUCGGUGUGAAUGCUCAGGUGAAGGUUAGGGACUGUGAAGCUGGUCGCAAUCGAUCACUGCACACUACCUCCAUCGGUCAGUGGGCAAUUGAUGCUGGAAAGGAUUCGGGCAUAGUCACAACGACACGCGUCACACACGCUUCUCCAGCUGGAAUUUAUGCGCACACAGCGUACCGAGACUGGGAAGAUGACUUCUACGUGAAAGAAGAUGGUUGUGAUCCUAACCUCGUGGACGACAUUGCAGAACAGUUGGUGUACGGUGAGACAGCUCCUAAGCUUAGAGUGAUUUUGGGUGGCGGACGACGUGAGUUUAUCGACAGAGACAUUCACCAAGAUUACGAGACGGGCAAAGGAGGUUACCGAUCGGAUGGGCGGCAUUUGAUCAACGAGUGGCUUCGGAAUGGUCCGGUCGGAGAGAAUCGGACUUUUGUGUGGAAACGAUCGGAUCUGCUGGCGGUGGAUCCUCAUCGUACGGAUAGGCUGCUCGGUAUGUUUGAACCAGGUCAUUGUGCUUACAAUUUGGACAAAGUUAAUAACAACCUGGACGAAGAGCCAACGCUGUCGGAGAUGGUGGACAAGGCGACCGAUAUCCUUAGCACCAAUCCGAACGGGUUCUUCCUGUUCGUGGAAGGUGGUCGGAUAGACCAUGCCCAUCACGACAACCGCGCUAAGUAUUCGAUUGACGAAACGGUGGAGUUCGCCAAAGCAAUAGAGCUAGCCCGAAAGAAGUUUAGCGAAGAGGACACCCUGAUCGUGGUGACCUCGGAUCACUCACACAGUGUCAGCUUCGCAGGAUAUCCGAGCCGAGGUAAUGACGUAUUCGGGACGGCCGGUAAUGGUAAGGACGGCGUCCCUUACAUGACGAUCAGUUACGCUAAUGGACCGGGCUACAAGAAGCACAUCGAUGUUGAAGCUGGCACUCGGAAGGAUGUACGCCAGAUGGAUCGAUCCAAGUCAAACUUUGCAUUCCCUGCUAUGUUGCCAAAAGACUCCGAAACGCAUGGUGGUGAAGAUGUGGCCGUCUACGCGUCCGGCCCGUGGUCUCAUCUGUUCGUUGGCUCGUACGAGCAAAACGUUCUACCACACAUCAUGGCGUACGCGUCUUGUAUUGGCAACGGAUUGAAGGCCUGCAAACCAUGAGAAGUUAACAUUCACGAUUCCAAAAAUAGUAUUAAAAACGUUUUGCUAAUUAUCGAAUAGUUUCCAGGAAACAAUGUAAGAAAACUCUCAGUAAACGGGAAGAGCCUGUUUUUAGCCACACGUGCGGAAUGCUAAGCCAGGAAGUGAAGGAAGUUUUAGACACGUGUUGAAGUGUCCCACGCUCUACGGGGAUGCUUCCGACAUGAUCCAAUGUCGCAGCAAUUGUUUUCUUUGCUAAAGUUGUAAAUAUCACCUCACGUUACAGCUGGCACUAUCAACCAUCGAUAAUCUAGCUGUUCAGAAUUCGUCCAAAAUUUAGGUAGCAAUAAAAAUCAAAAUAUUUAUCACAUUAGAGGCUAGACAAGCCCCAGAACGCAUGAACUUCCUAGCCGCCAUGCUAUGAGACAAACAAAAAAAAAAA
Molecule: messenger RNA, 2081 nt
Organism: Anopheles stephensi (Asian malaria mosquito)
Lineage: Eukaryota; Metazoa; Arthropoda; Insecta; Diptera; Culicidae
Product: alkaline phosphatase-like
Exons: 3
Coding region: 74-1660 (528 amino acids)
Biological process (GO): dephosphorylation
Molecular function (GO): alkaline phosphatase activity
Source: RefSeq, a predicted model, not a curated record